CUCUCCUCCUCCCUCCCCCCCUCAGCGGAGCGCGCGCGCCAUGGACGUGAAGCGGCUGAAGGUGACGGAGCUGCGGGCCGAGCUCGGGCGGAGAGGCCUGGAUUCCCGCGGCUUGAAAAUCGAGCUGGCCCAGCGCCUCCAGGAGGCCCUGGACGCCGAGAUGCUGGCGGCCGGGCCCGACGAAGGCGGGGCGGAGUCGGCCGUGGCGGCCGGGCAGAGCCUCGCCAGGGCCCGCUUGGCGGCGGGCGGCGGCGGCGGAGAAAACGACGACGACGACGAGGACGAAGAAGACGAGGAGGACGAGGACGAAGAGGAGGAGGACGAGGAGGCGCUGCUGGCCGACGAGGAGGAGCAGAUGGCGGCCGAGCCGCCGCCAGCCGCCGGAGAGGGCCAGGCCCUGCCUCAGCCGUCCGGCGAGCAAGGCGAGGGCCAGGCCCAGGCGGGCGGCGGCGGCGGAGUCAACGGCGCGCAGCCGUCCCAGGAGGAAGGCGGCGGCGGAGGCCCCAGCGGGAACGAAGCGCAGGGAGACGCCGAGGACAAACAAGGAGACGAGCAGGCGGUAAAUGAAGAUGAUGAGAAAGCAAAGCAGGCUGGUUCAGAUGGAGAACGCCGUGGACUAAAAAGACAGCGUGAAGAGAAGGAAGAGCACGGCCGUGCCUAUUAUGAGUUCCGAGAGGAGGCAUAUAAUAGCCGAUCCAAAUCACCACCACCACCAGAAGAGGAGCCUAGAGAAGAAGAUGAUGAGAAUGCUGUGAUUUUGGACACCUAUACGUCUGACCUACACUUCAGAGCCACCAAGGACCGUUACGGAGGGCAGCCGUUGUUCUCUGAGAAGUUCCCCAACCUUUGGUCGGGGGCGAGAAGCACACAUGGAGUGACAAAGGGGAAAGUCUGCUUUGAGGCAAAGGUGGCACAAAACCUCCCCCUGAAGGAAGGCUGCACAGAGACCUCACUGCUUCGCAUUGGAUGGUCUGUUGACCUCUCUCGCACACAGCUAGGUGAGGAUGAGUUUUCUUAUGGCUACGAUGGACGAGGGUUGAAGGCUGAAAAUGGGCAGUUCGAAGAAUAUGGUCAGCCCUUUGGGGAGAAUGAUGUGAUCAGUUGCUUUGCUAACUUCGAAAGCGAAGAGGUGGAGCUCUCCUUCUCCAAGAACGGGGAAGACCUGGGUGUGGCCUUCCGGAUCAGCAAGGAGUCUCUGGGUGACCGAGCUUUGCUUCCGCACGUGCUGUGCAAGAACUGCUCUGUGGAGCUGAACUUUGGCCAGAAGGAAGAGCCUUUCUUCUCAGUUCCCGAGGACUACGUGUUCAUUCAUGCUGUCCCCGUUGAGGAUCGUGUGCGCACCCCUCUGCCGCCCAAGACCACUGAGGAGUGUGAGGUGCUGUUGAUGGUUGGGCUGCCUGGGUGUGGGAAGACCCAGUGGGCGCAGAAGCACACCCAGGAGAAUCUGGACAAGCGCUACAACAUCUUGGGGACGGAUGCUGUUCUUUUCCAAAUGAGAACAAGGGGGCCUGAAAUUGAAGAACUGGACACCAAAGGUCAAGAUCAGCUAACUCAGCAAGCUGCCCGUUGCAUUAGCAAGCUGGUCCAGAUUGCCCCCAGGACAAAAAGGAACUUCAUUCUUGAUCAGUGUAAUGUGUACAAUUCUGGCCAACGGAGGAAGCUGCUUAACUUCAAGGGGUUCACACGCAAGGUGAUUUUAAUUGUCCCCAACGAAGAGGACUGGAAGCAGAGGCUGGAACUGAGGAAGGAGACGGAGAAGGAUGAUGUGCCGGAGUCUGUGAUGCUGGAAAUGAAAGCCAACUUCUCUCUUCCGGAGAAGUGCGACUACAUCGAUGAAGUCCUGUACCAAGAGCUUGCAAAGGAAGAGGCUCAACCCCUGGUUACCAAAUAUAAGGAGGAGGCCAGGAAACUGCUUCCGCCCUCCGAGAAGCGAACAAACAGGCGCAACAACCGCAACAAACGCAACCGCCAGAACCGCAACCGUGGUGGGCAGGGAUAUGCUGGUGGACAGCGCCGAGGAGGAUACGACAAUCGGGUUUAUGGGCAGCAGCAGCAGCAGCAGUACUGGGGGCAGCCUGGGAACAGAGGUGGUGGUGGCUACCGCAACUUCUAUGACAGAUACAGGGGGGACUACAACCGGUUCUAUGGACGUGAUUAUGACUACAACAGAUACAGAGACUACUACAGGGACUACAAUCGGGAGUGGCAGAACUACUACCAAGACAGAGACCGAUAUUACAGGAACUACUAUGGCUACCAGGGGUACCGGUGAAACCCCAGCGAUCUUCACCCUUCAGCCAAGCAACGAGAUUCUACUGAGGGGGGAAGUGUCUUGUAAUUUUCCCAAGAUGCAACCAAUGGAAACAGGGCUGUUGGGAGAGAGGCAGCAGGGGUAAAGGGGGUGGGGGUGGGGGAGGUUUAAACAAAAAUUGUAAAUUUUUUUUUAAAGUUUGUUGAAAGAAUAUUGUCUUAUUCUAUAAAAAAACAAAAAAACAUUUCAAACCUAGUUUAGACAUUUGUAAUCAAAACAUUUGCGCGAAAAGGAAAAGCAGCACCUAGCGGUGCCUGUGAUUGGACAGGAAAACAUUACACCAUAGAACAGCUGGACUGGCAGUCAG
This is a messenger RNA of Euleptes europaea (tarantolino), 2618 nucleotides long. It is a transcript of the gene HNRNPUL2, whose product is annotated as heterogeneous nuclear ribonucleoprotein U like 2. NCBI's taxonomy places the organism in Eukaryota, Metazoa, Chordata, Lepidosauria, Squamata, Sphaerodactylidae. The transcript is spliced from 14 exons. Gene Ontology annotation, cellular component: membrane. Bases 41 to 2272 code for a protein of 743 amino acids. Gene Ontology annotation, molecular function: protein binding. The record is from RefSeq and is a predicted model, not a curated record.